AUGGAAGCUCUUUCUUGGAUCCUUAACAAAGCCAAGGAUAUUGGCGUUUUUAAAGGUAUUAACUUUUCUGAAGACGAACCGGAUUCGACUCAUCUUUUGUAUGCAGACGAUGCUCUCAUUUUGGGGGAAUGGACGUGCGAGAAUAUUAAGAGCAUUGCCCGGGUCCUUCGCAUUUUCUAUUUUUGCUCGGGUCUCCAGAUAAAUCUCCAUAAAUCAAAUAUUUAUGGUGUUUGUACGGAUGACUUGGAGGUGGACAAUAUGAUGGAAGUCUUAGGUUGUAAGCAUGGAGAUUUUCCCUUCACUUACCUUGGAAUCAAAGUCGGGGCUAAGAUGACGCGUAUUAUUAAUUGGGAGCCGGUUGUUGAUGUCAUCAAAGGGCGUUUAGCUUCUUGGAAAGCUAAACAUUUAUCGAUAGGGGGUCGUUUAAUUCUUAUCAUAUCAGUUCUUGAAAGCCUUCCCGUGUAUUAUUUUUCCUUGUACAAGGCCCCUAAAGCCGUGAUUGACUCUAUUGAGAUGUGUAUGAGGCGAUUCCUUUGGGCCGGUUCUUAUGUUGAGAAGAAAAUCUCUUGGGUUGCUUGGGAUAUUGUCACGUUACCAAAAAAAACAAGGAGGUUUGGGUAUUUCUAA
Molecule: messenger RNA, 627 nt
Organism: Helianthus annuus (common sunflower)
Lineage: Eukaryota; Viridiplantae; Streptophyta; Magnoliopsida; Asterales; Asteraceae
Exons: 1
Coding region: 1-627 (208 amino acids)
Source: RefSeq, a predicted model, not a curated record